UUUCUUAUUGCAACUUCAAAAAUCCCUCUCCGACUCCCCCGAUCUCUGUCUGUCGAUAAAAUUUCUUCGUAGAUUCUAAUCCUUUUACCAAAAAUCCCAAAAACACCAACCCGGUGACCCGAAAUGGCAGCGUAUAGAGCAGAUGAGGACUACGAUUAUCUGUUCAAGCUAGUACUGAUUGGAGAUUCGGGUGUGGGGAAAUCGAAUUUGCUGUCGAGGUUUGCGAGAAACGAGUUCAACCUCGAGUCAAAAUCCACGAUAGGAGUAGAAUUUGCAACACGAAGCAUUCGGGUCGACGAUAAGGUCAUCAAGGCACAGAUUUGGGACACUGCUGGACAAGAAAGAUAUCGAGCGAUUACAAGUGCAUACUACCGGGGAGCCGUUGGUGCGUUGCUUGUCUAUGAUGUCACUCGACACAUCACAUUCGAGAAUGUCGAUAGAUGGUUGAAGGAACUACGAAACCACACGGACCCCAAUAUCGUGAUUAUGCUUGUAGGUAACAAGGCAGACCUACGGCACCUGCGUGCUGUUUCCACAGAGGACGCCAAAGCGUUUGCCGAGAAAGAAAACACCUACUUUAUGGAGACAUCGGCCCUCGAGUCCCUGAACGUAGAGAAUGCAUUCACCGAAGUGUUGACUCAAAUCUACCAUGUCGUAAGCCGAAAGGCGCUUGAAGUAGGGGAUGAUCCUGCAGCAUUGCCUAAGGGACAAACCGUCAAUGUAGGCCCAAAAGAUGACGUUUCUGCCAUCAAGAAACUUGGCUGCUGUUCUGAUUAAUUGGUAUAUGAUGUUGAGUUUCCUCAAAUCUCCAUAUCAUUAAACAAAAAACUUUCCUCGUCGUACUAUCAUCCUUUAUCUUCCCCCAGUUUUGAGAUUGAAGUCGAAAGAAAAAACAGGGUUACCUAAAUUUCCUUGAUUUGA
This is a messenger RNA of Hibiscus syriacus, 921 nucleotides long. Its product is annotated as ras-related protein RABA1f-like. The transcript is spliced from 2 exons. The record is from RefSeq and is a predicted model, not a curated record. The coding region runs from base 124 to 777 and encodes 217 amino acids. Lineage: Eukaryota; Viridiplantae; Streptophyta; Magnoliopsida; Malvales; Malvaceae. Gene Ontology annotation, cellular component: endosome. Gene Ontology annotation, molecular function: GTPase activity; GTP binding.